Messenger RNA from Mucor velutinosus, 1263 nucleotides. Its product is annotated as Zn(2)-C6 fungal-type domain-containing protein. The transcript is spliced from 2 exons. The record is from RefSeq and is a predicted model, not a curated record. The coding region runs from base 1 to 1263 and encodes 420 amino acids. Gene Ontology annotation, molecular function: hydrolase activity, acting on ester bonds. NCBI's taxonomy places the organism in Eukaryota, Fungi, Mucoromycota, Mucoromycetes, Mucorales, Mucoraceae.
AUGCUGACGAAGCUUGCACUGAUACUGACUGUACUAUUAGCAGCAGCCACAGAAACAUUAGCCAAAGAAGAAACCAUCAAAAAUAUCGUUGUAUUUGGCGAUUCGUACUCGGAUGUGGGCAAUCAUCAGCGACUGACUAACGGGCCUGUUUGGAGCGAGCAUCUGGCUGUAGGCUGGAAUGCCUCGCUGUAUAGUUUUGCCUUUAGUGGAGCUGUCUGCAACAACGACAUGUAUUCCAGCGACACCACUUUUAUCCCGAGCAUCACAGAUCAAGUAGAGAUGUUUUACAACCAAAAGAGCCUGCGAGAGUUGGACAUGGAGGAGACAGCCAUCAUCUUUUGGGUGGGCGUCAAUGAUGUGUUCAGGAUGUUUGAAAAGAACGGGGAUGACAACAUGGCAGCACUAGAGCAAGAUUACCAACGAGUGGUGGAUUGCAUUGGGACCCAUAUUAGAAAUAUCCGUAGAAUCUAUGCGUCCAACAAAUUCAUUGUGUUUGGCGUCCCACCUUUGGAACGCAUGCCAUUCUACGCCAACACAGAUUUAGCAUCGAGUAGGGAGACAGCUGCCAACCAAUUAAACGAGCAAUUGACCAAGGAAGUGGAAAAGAUGAACAAGCACCUUCAAUCGCUGGAAUUGGAUCUAGUGGACAUUCAUAAGAUGCUGGACGAUAUAGUCGACCACCCAAGCAUGUUUGAAAUCAUCAAUGCCAAGGACCCUUAUUGGGACGCUUGUCAAGGCCAGUGUGCAGACGAGGUGGAUGCUUAUGUGUGGUGGGACAAGACACAUUUGACAGGAGGUGUGCAUCGUCUGAUUGCCAACAGCAUUUUAAUGGCAGGCUCUCUCGCUCCUGAGACCUAUCUUAGUGAUAAAGUGGAUGUAAACCAGCUCCUGCAAGAACCGCAUUCGCCCUAUAAAUCACCCAUUUACAAGCCAAAGCGAAAUACCGGUGAGAUCGACAGGGUCAUUAGGAAGCUCAACGAGGAAAAGGAAAAGGAGCAGCAUCAGCAUCAGCAAGAUGAUUUGCUGAAUGAUCAGGAUGGACACCAAACAUCACAGUCAUCAGCGACGACAACGACGCCCACACACCAUUUCGUCUAUUUCGGUGUAUCUGCCACCAUCAUUGUCUCUAUUGCAUUUUUGCUAUUCAUCAAGACAAAGCGUAGAAGAAGAAAUCAUUUGGCUGCAUUAUCUGGACUUUUGAAAAGCAAUACAGACAGAGGCCGAUUCAUGCCUUUGAGAAAUAUGGAUUCUGAGCAAGUGUAG